This is a messenger RNA of Umbelopsis ramanniana AG, 490 nucleotides long. RefSeq lists its product as uncharacterized. The transcript has a single exon. Lineage: Eukaryota; Fungi; Mucoromycota; Umbelopsidomycetes; Umbelopsidales; Umbelopsidaceae. The coding region runs from base 209 to 361 and encodes 50 amino acids. The record is from RefSeq and is a predicted model, not a curated record.
ACGAAGUGCCAAAAAUAUAAUUCAUAAACUGUAUUCUAGUUUUUGCCAAAGCAAAGUGACGCUCGACCGAUUUCAGAUCAUGUAAAGAAAAAAGAUGUCGACAAUUCAUUUAUGAGCCUGAAAUGAAACCCCGCUGGAGAUCGUAAAUUUGCCACUUCAAAACUUGCGGUUAUUUUUCCUUCCGCAUCCUUGUAAGUAUGUGGCUGAGAUGCAUGCCUUGACUUACGUUCACGUUAAAACCAUGCCACCAAUUGGCCAUCUGGACUUCUCAACAGCGAACGUCUUUGUGCUUGCUAUUGACACCGGUAUAGGAUCGACGAGGCGGUGGCGGAGAGUGUACUAUAAGCGCCAAGGUCCUUGAGCAAAAUGCGCAACAACACUUGAUGAAUGCUCAGGAAAAGUAAAACGAAGAGCCUUUAUAUACAACUAUACGCCCUGCUACAGGUGGGAGAACAGACGAUCACCAGAAUGCAUAUGGGGUAAAAUACGC